AUGGCGAUCUAUACUUAUAACGCACGUACGCUUGCAUCGGAAGCGGCCAUCGAAGAUCUGAUGAUGCAAGCCAAGAAGAUCAAGUACGACGUCAUCGGACUGACCGAGACGAGACGACGUCACCCUCUCAACGCCGUAUAUGAAACUGGAGAACUGUUCUUAGGAGCAUGCGACAGUAGAGGUGUUGGUGGAGUUGGCGUCCUCGUCAACACGAGUAUGGCAAAGAAGAUCGACUCUUUCGGACAACUUACGGCACGAAUCGGACGUCUGCGGAUGAAAAGAUGUGGUCCAACACCAGCUUUGACUAUCUUCGUCGCUUACGCUCCAACAUCAAGCAACAUCAAGCGAAGAAGAGAUCGAAGCUUUCUAUAUGGACCUGGAGAAGUUCUACCGAGAAUACCAUGCCUUCUACAAGGUCAUAAUUGGCGAUUUCAACGCCAAAGUUGGCCCAAGAAGAACACCGGAGGAACUUCACAUCGGGACCCACGGCCUACAACGGAAUGA
This is a messenger RNA of Necator americanus (New World hookworm), 504 nucleotides long. RefSeq lists its product as uncharacterized. NCBI's taxonomy places the organism in Eukaryota, Metazoa, Nematoda, Chromadorea, Rhabditida, Ancylostomatidae. The record is from RefSeq and is a predicted model, not a curated record. The coding region runs from base 1 to 504 and encodes 167 amino acids. The transcript has a single exon.